This is a messenger RNA of Saccostrea echinata, 2115 nucleotides long. RefSeq names its product max-binding protein MNT-like. The coding region runs from base 57 to 1946 and encodes 629 amino acids. Gene Ontology annotation, molecular function: DNA-binding transcription factor activity, RNA polymerase II-specific; RNA polymerase II cis-regulatory region sequence-specific DNA binding; protein dimerization activity. NCBI's taxonomy places the organism in Eukaryota, Metazoa, Mollusca, Bivalvia, Ostreida, Ostreidae. Gene Ontology annotation, biological process: regulation of transcription by RNA polymerase II. The record is from RefSeq and is a predicted model, not a curated record. The transcript has 8 exons.
CAGCAAAGGAUAUAUUCGUCACCUCUGCUUGCUAAAAAUUCAAAUCGAGAACUGAAAUGAGUCUGGAUACACUGCUUGAAGCUGCUGAAUUUCUGGAAUGGCGUAACCAGUCCAAAACACGUGUUGAUGAGUCUGCAGGCCGAGUAUCGUCAACAAACGGAUCUGAUACUUCACAAGAUUCCUACAGCUCUGCAAAAAUCAUCUACAUGGAUCCAGACGACGCAACGUUACGUCGGCGUGCAGGAGGAGCUGGGACCAGAGAGGUUCACAAUAAAUUAGAGAAAAACAGGAGGGCACAUCUGAAGGAAUGCUUUGAUAUUUUAAAGAAACAGAUUCCAACCUUGGAGGAUAAGAGGACUUCAAAUCUCUGUAUUUUACGUGGCUCUAUACGAUACAUUCAGGCAGUAAAAAGGAAAGAGAAAGAAUAUGAACUAGAAAUGCAAAGAUUAGCAAGGGAGAAAAUAACACUUCAAGAGAGAAUCCACAAUUUAAAAUCCGAGUUAGCCAGGAUGAAUAUUGAAGUGGAUUUAAAUAAGUGGGUUACCCUCCCUGAUGAGCAAGACACCAAUUCCACAUCAACAGCUACAGAACAAGGAAGUCCAAUAUGCAGUGAUGAUGAUGAUGAUGAUAUUAGAAGUCCCAAUAAAUCAUACAUGGGUGAAAGGGACAUUGUAAAGAAAUUAUUCCCAGGCAGCAGCAAUCAGAAUGCAAUCAACCACCAGAGAGAACUGACAAUAAUAAAGGUCAGCAAGCCUGACCACGUCAACAUGCCAGCAGCCACCAUAUUGAAAAUUCCAACCUCUAAAUCUCCUCUUCAACAGCAUUUAAUGUCUCCCAUACAAGGGAAUUCUCUGUUAACAAAGCCUCCUCUUCCAGCUCGGCCUGAGCAGACGUCAUCUGCACCUGCUACUGUGACUACCUCGAAUUCCUUAGAUACACGCACGCCAGUAACGCAGCUGUUGGCCAGGACAUUAGAGAAAAGACAGAAACAACAACAGAGUGCCAUAGUCACAGUGACAAGCGUCAGUCCCAGUGUUAAACCACCACCAGUACCAACAGUACCAUUAAAGACCAUUCCUUUGAGACAUUCUCUGGGCAUUCCAAUAGCAACACAGUUUGUUGCUGCCCAAGGAGCAGCCCAGUUAGCAGCAAUUAAUAAACUGGUUUCCCAGGGUACCUUAGCCAUGCCGGUCUCCAUGGCCAAAGGAUUUGCCCAGCCCAUUCUGGUAUCUACUAACCUGAUGACAGGACUAACUUCUAGUCAGCAACAACAGAUAUUGAAUAGUGCUGCAACACAGAGUAUGGCAAAACAGACUGCAGCUGCCACUUCUUCAAUUGCUACAGCAACCACCACUGUCAAAGUCACAGCACUAUCCGCCACACCACUGUCAGCUACAACACUAUCAACUACACCAUUGUCAGCUACACAGCUGUCGGGGACUCCUUCUAUGGCUACCUUAGGAAAUGUUUCCAACAUCAGACCACUUGCAAAUACAGGCACAACUCACAUGCUGGGACAAAUCCCCUUCAACAUUCUAGCUCAAGCACUGCCUAGAACAUCUUUAGGACAAGUCGUGACACCAUCCACUUCCACAGUGUCAGUCUCUAUUCCCUCUAGUCUGCCACAGAAUGUUAACAUGCAGCAGCUUAUGUCACUUGCUCAAAUUACUCAAGGGACACAAUUGGUGUCCCCCAUGACAGUUAUGUCCCCUGGAGUGCAGUUUGCACAGGGAUUAACUCAGACACAGUUAAACUCUAUGCUUUCAAGUCCUCUUUUAAAGCAGAUUCCCUUGAUUCCCCAUGGAUUCUUGCAGGGAGCUCAGAUGGGGGGUGUUUUAGGACAACAAGUGGUGAAACCUGUUGUAGUGGUCAGCCUGCCCAGUGUGGUGAGCACCACUGCCACCACUUCUACCAUAGCUGCUACUACCACCACCACCACAUCAUAGGAAUUGAAGGAAGCCAACUGAGUCAUUAUUGAAAUCCAGACAAUUUUAGCAGAAACUCACAACCAUGUGUCAUCAAUACAGAUAUGUAAUGAUGUAAAAUGUAUCACAAACUGUUAUGUUAUUUUGGGUACAGUCUAGUAAUUUUAAAUUGAUGAGCUUAAUAUCUCUC